UCCACAACAACAUUCCUUCUUCCGUUGCCACAGUAAACCUUCGUCCUGUUUGCCCGCAUUACCAACCAAAGUACCACAUUAUUUGGUGACUGAGUGAGGCAUUCGUUCUCCUAAAGCUUGAUACACGAUGUCAAAGGCUAAAGUGAUUGUGGUCGGACCUCCCGAGUCAGGGAAAACAUUUUUGUGCAACUUCCUGGCAGACGCCACAGAGUUUUCCGGAGGAGAGUAUCAUCCCACCCAGGGUGUCAGGAUUUUAGAGUUUGAGACGAGUGCCGCCGAUUCUGGACGCUCCAAUCUGGACGUGGAAUUGUGGGACUGCAGCGGUGACCGUAGGUUCGAAUCCUGCUGGCCGGCCAUGGCCCGGGACGCGAGUGGCGCCAUCUUUGUGUACAACCCUGACCAGUCGAACCACGACAAGGAGCUGGACACCUGGUAGGAUGACCGUCAUUAUAGCCCAUUUUAUUUCUGUUUAACACUAACAGUAUCGAAGACUCAUAUAGUGAAACACUGUUGGGUACCACUCCAGUUUAGAACGCUGAAGCCGACUUAAAAAAUUCAGAGAGGUUCCUCAACCAUUCAGCUAUCAUAUAGAGUGACUUAAUUUGUUAUUUAUUUCAGUGCAGUGCAUCCGUUCGUUGUUUAACGCUUUGCCAUCAUAUUUAGGGGAAAAUCCCCAGAAACUUGGUGGUAAACAUCACCAAUGGACGAGGUGAGGCGGCAAAGUGUCAAUUAUGUUUAGUUUUCCCGAAUGCGUCUGCGAGUCAAGUCUCCAGCUGUAGUAAGCACGUACUAUGGUCUGGCAACUAAAGUCACCGACGGUACUGUAAAUGCUAAACUCUUGAAGUACCAAACGUAACUACUUGUUUUGCCUGAAUGAUGGUUGUUAUAAGACUGGAAAUAAUGUAACCUCAGUUCUUGUGUGAAACAGAUCUAAAGCUGUUGUAAAGUUUAAAGUUUCUGUGCCAAUAUCUGGAUCGAAAACA
Molecule: messenger RNA, 983 nt
Organism: Aplysia californica (California sea hare)
Lineage: Eukaryota; Metazoa; Mollusca; Gastropoda; Aplysiida; Aplysiidae
Product: intraflagellar transport protein 22 homolog
Exons: 4
Coding region: 128-436 (102 amino acids)
Biological process (GO): intracellular protein transport
Cellular component (GO): endomembrane system
Molecular function (GO): GTPase activity
Source: RefSeq, a predicted model, not a curated record